Phytophthora nicotianae INRA-310 is the source of this 294-nucleotide messenger RNA. RefSeq lists its product as hypothetical. The transcript has a single exon. The coding region runs from base 1 to 294 and encodes 97 amino acids. The record is from RefSeq and is a predicted model, not a curated record. Lineage: Eukaryota; Oomycota; Peronosporomycetes; Peronosporales; Peronosporaceae.
AUGGGGUCUUCGCACAGCUCUGGGCAGCUACAACCAGUGCGCGAACCUGCAGCACUGCUGAACACGGGAGCCGGUAUCAUCAUUCGACUCCCAGACCCUGUGGGUGGUGCAUCCACUUACGAGCAUAACUCGCGACUUUCGACUUCACUCGCAUCAAUCGCAGACGUUGAUGAGAAAUUUCGAGGACAGCAGUCGCGCGUUGCCGUGGUGAGGCCAGGCGAACGAAAUCAAGCGCUGAAGGGAAGCAUUGUGUAUCUGAAGAAAGCCCCGCGUAGCUCACCUCACAGCUCUUAG